CGUCAUGACGACAUCGACGUGCGACGCCAGAGCGCAGAGAGGUUUACAUGAAGAGACGAAGAACGAUGACAACAAGUUUAACACAAGCUUUAAAAAGACACUUUGGGUUUGAGAAAUUUCGCUCGAAGACACAGGAAGAUGUCGUCAAUGCGGUUAUCAGAGGUGACAAGGAUGUGUUCGUGUGCAUGCCGACUGGAGCAGGAAAGUCGAUCUGCUACCAGCUUCCUGCUGUGCUGGCUGAAGGAAUUACUCUGGUUAUAUCUCCUCUAAUCGCUCUCAUUCAGGACCAAGUAGACCACCUGAAGAGUCUGAACAUCCCCGCCUGCUCCAUCAACUCCAAGCUUCCUGUGGGCGAGCGGCGCCUCAUCCUGGCUGACUUGGGGAGCAGCAGCCCCAAGCUGAAGCUGCUCUACAUCACACCAGAAAUGGUGGCCUCGCCCUCCUUCCAGCCCUGCCUCACAGACCUGUGUUCCCGUGGCCUCCUGUCUUACCUGGCCGUGGACGAGGCUCACUGCGUCUCCCAGUGGGGACACGAUUUCAGGCCUGACUACCUCAAACUGGGCGAGCUGCGUGCACGCUUGGCGGGGGUUCCCUGUUUGGCCCUGACUGCCACAGCGCCGAAGAAUGUACUGGAGGACAUUAUCAAAUCUCUGCGGCUGCGAUCACCGCUGUCUUUCGUCACACCUGUCUUCCGGAGUAACUUGAACUAUGAUGUGAUCUUCAGGGAGAUGCUGCCAAACCCCUACGCUCACCUUCACGCCUUCAUUACGAAGGCACUGGAUGACAGCACUAAUGGACAGGGUUGCGGGAUUGUGUACUGUCGGACCAGAGACGGCUGUGAAACCGUGGCGCACCAGCUGACCAAGCUCGGAGUGUUGUCCAAGCCUUAUCAUGCAGGUCUGAAGACGGCAGAUCGCACAGAAGCUCAGAAUGAGUGGAUGCAGGGGAAAGUGCCGGUUAUUGUAGCCACCAUCAGCUUUGGUAUGGGAGUAGACAAGGCCAAUGUCAGGUUCGUCGCUCACUGGAACCUGGCAAAGUCCCUGGCCAGUUAUUACCAAGAGUCCGGGCGAGCUGGACGAGACGGGCUGCCCUCCUCCUGUCGCACCUACUACUCACCGAAAGAUAAGGAACAGCUCAACUUUCUCAUCCGCAAGGAAGUCGGACGCAGACAGGCGAAACGGGGCACGGAAAAGGAGAGUGACAAAACAGCCAUUACAGACUUUGAGGCCAUGGUGUCGUUCUGCAUGCAGGAAGCUUGCCGCCACGCCACCAUCUCCAAGUUCUUCGGGGACAAGACGCCGAACUGUGCCGGCGCCUGCGACUUCUGUCGAAACCCCAAGCUCGUGCGAGCUCAGCUGGAGCGGGCGGCGACGCUCAGCACCAAGACCGAAGCGGCGAGCAAAGAGCCCAAAGGAGCGUUCGGGUUCCAGAAGGGGCUGUACGAGGGAGGGAGGAAGGGCUACGGCUUCGAAAGGUACGAUGAAGCCGACGGCGACAGCGGUGAAGAUGACGGCUCGCAGAGGAAAAAAGAGUUUUCUAAUCUCUUUAAGAAGCAGAUGAACCUGCGGAAGGCAUCAGACGGUCAGAGAGAAGGCUUUAUUCCCCCAGAAAAUGGCUGUCCGCUCAGAGAGGCCUGCAGCCAGAGGAUCCCCAGACUCACUGUGAAGGCCAGGGAGCACUGCCUGUCCCUGCUGCAGGAGGCGGUAUACGGCCACCAGAGGGCAGAAGACCCCUUCAUCUGUGACACCCAGUCGCUGGCCGUGGAUAUUGAACAUGAAAUCUUCAAGAACCACAAAUCGUCCAACUUGUACAAAGCCGCCGUUCUAAAGAGGGUUUCCGAGAUGAAGAAAACAGCUCCUGCUUCGGCUGGAGGAGAGAGAGGGGACGGUGAGAGGACUACAAGUGAAUCUGACAAAGAAACUGAAAUGUGUCCCUCUUCUUCCUCCAUCUCUGAGGAGCUGCAGGGGUUCACAUCUGCAUCAGAGAUCUACUCAAUGAAGCGUAAAAGAGUUGGAGCAGGUCAGAGAGGCUUGUCCAACCCCUACCUAUGUGCCAAGGAUCUGCUGAAGUCCUCCAUGCUGGACAGUGAGUCCAACAAGGGGACGGAGAGCGGCGGAGGAGAUACAAACACGGACGCGUCUUUAGCUGCGACAUCGUCCAUCAGAGACCGAGCAAACGCCGUCGCCGCCUCUCUGAACAGCCCGACAAAAGGCGGACGAGCCAUGAGCAAGAAGCAGCAAAAACUGGCAGAAGCAGCGAAAAGUUCCCGCAACAUUUUCCAGUACUUCACAAAGAAAGAGGCAACAGGAGACAGGCCGGAGGAGGAGGAGGCGGAGCCUGUCAACGGACUUGACGAAGCUGUGGUUGCUGAAGAACACACUUACCAGGAGGACGAGAUCAGUCCUGAGGAAGCCGAUGUUUAUGAGGUGUUACAAGAGGAAAGAAAGGAAGAAAUAAUCGUCAUCAAGGAUGAUGAUGAUGAUGAUGAUGAUGAUGGUGAUGUUGAAACUGAGGACACUGAGAUCCAACAGCAGGAACAGAACCUGGAGCAGGAACAGGAACUGGAGCAGAAACUGGAGCAGAAACUGGAGCAGGAGCAGAAACUGGAGCAGGAGCAGGUUCAGGACACAUUUGAGGAGUCUACUGCAGGACAAAACAAACCAGAAGAAGCUGCUAAAUCACCUCUGAUAACGGAGUUGCCGGGCAACCCAAAAGCAAACAACGAGCGCUCUCCUCCAGCGAAGCGCAGACGCCCCGCAGACGGCCGUAGCAAAAGAGUAACGUUCAACCCCAACGUGCUGGAGCGGGACCUGCACCCGGUGAGCAAGUGCUCUCCGCCCGUCACACUGAAGGAAGCAGCUGAUAUCGUGGUCAGAUAUCUGAACCCCUCUUACAUCAAGGGGAAGUUUGCAACCAAGGAGCUGUUUAAGUCCUUUGCUCGCUACCUGUCUCACCUUCUCACAGAGGGGAGGAGCCUGGGUAAAAGCCAAGUUGAAGCAGAAGCCAAAGCGCUCAUCAAGACGUUCUUCAGCGGAGUGAAGCGCUGCGAGAGCGAGCUCGACUGGAAGCACCUUAAAUGAGCACACAGCUGUGAACCCACAGAGAACGAGGAAGAAAGGGAAGGGAAAUAAAGCCAUUUAUUUUUUAAAAAGGUCAAACCCUUCCUCUUUGAUUGUGCCUAUGAGCUUCCCUUUUCCCCAGUGAUCUCAGGCUUCAACACAG
Messenger RNA from Labrus mixtus (cuckoo wrasse), 3222 nucleotides. It is a transcript of the gene recql5, whose product is annotated as RecQ helicase-like 5. Gene Ontology annotation, biological process: double-strand break repair via homologous recombination. Bases 48 to 3080 code for a protein of 1010 amino acids. Gene Ontology annotation, molecular function: nucleic acid binding; 3'-5' DNA helicase activity; four-way junction helicase activity. NCBI's taxonomy places the organism in Eukaryota, Metazoa, Chordata, Actinopteri, Labriformes, Labridae. Gene Ontology annotation, cellular component: cytoplasm; chromosome. The record is from RefSeq and is a predicted model, not a curated record. The transcript is spliced from 19 exons.